This is a messenger RNA of Bombus impatiens (common eastern bumble bee), 762 nucleotides long. It is a transcript of the gene Pop5, whose product is annotated as ribonuclease P/MRP protein subunit POP5. Gene Ontology annotation, biological process: tRNA 5'-leader removal. Lineage: Eukaryota; Metazoa; Arthropoda; Insecta; Hymenoptera; Apidae. Gene Ontology annotation, molecular function: ribonuclease P RNA binding. The transcript has 4 exons. Bases 235 to 687 code for a protein of 150 amino acids. The record is from RefSeq and is a predicted model, not a curated record. Gene Ontology annotation, cellular component: ribonuclease P complex.
UGUGCAACUGUGUUUGACAGUGACCUAGCAUUACCUUACUAUUGAGUAAUCAACUGCAGCGCACGUGGUAAUAUUUCGGAUGUUAUAAUUUUGUGAAGACGUGCAAUUUAUCAGUAUUUUGUUGUUAAAUGGCGUAAAUUUACUAAUUGUUCAUAUUCCUACUACGGAAUCUCUUGCUAAGUGUUGUUUUCUGGAGCAAUUGAUACUUUAGCGUAUUGCAUAUAACCUAAAACCAUGGUUCGCUUUAAAAACAGACACAUAAUAUUUGAAAUAACUGUUGGUGAUAAAUCUAACAAGCCUCUACAAUUAAAAACUACGAUUUUGCAUAAUGCUAUUCAACAAAAAGUACAACAGUUGUACGGUGAUUUUGGAGUUGCAGCGAUAAAAGCUGGUUUUAGUGCAAAGUAUUGCAAUAUACAUACAAAAAUUGCAUUAGUGAAAACUAGACAUGGCCCGCACAAAUUUUUACUGAAGGCUAUCCCAAUCAUAAAUGACAUAGCAGGACGUUUAGUAUCAGUAAAAAUACUUUACGUGGGUGCAACAUUGAAACAUUGUUUCCUCUUUAUCAAAAGAUAUCAACAACAAAAGCUGGAAAAAGUAUGGAAUACUCUUAAAACCGAAACAGAACGGAAAAAUAUGGAGAACGCUUUAAUGACGCUAACUCCAGCCAUGAAAGACUGUACAUGAAAUAAACUUUCGCAAAAUAAAAGUAUUUAUAUUUAUAAAUAGGUGUACAAAUUGAACAUGGAAUAAUCUCUUGAA